Molecule: messenger RNA, 2047 nt
Organism: Hypomesus transpacificus
Lineage: Eukaryota; Metazoa; Chordata; Actinopteri; Osmeriformes; Osmeridae
Gene: elk3
Product: ETS transcription factor ELK3
Biological process (GO): cell differentiation; regulation of transcription by RNA polymerase II
Cellular component (GO): nucleus
Molecular function (GO): sequence-specific DNA binding; DNA-binding transcription factor activity, RNA polymerase II-specific
Source: RefSeq, a predicted model, not a curated record
GGUGGCUCUGCUUGGCAUAAGGUCACUGACCACAUCCUCUUUGGUUACCAUGGAAACAUCCCCAAACCCUGCACUGUCUGUCAUGGAGAGUGCCAUAACCCUAUGGCAGUUCCUGCUACAGCUGCUGCUGGAUCAGAGCCACAAGCACCUGAUCUGCUGGACGUCCAACGAUGGAGAGUUCAAGCUGCUGAAGUCUGAGGACGUGGCCAAGCUGUGGGGCCUGCGCAAGAACAAGACCAACAUGAACUACGACAAGCUGAGCCGAGCCCUGCGCUACUACUACGACAAGAACAUCAUCAAGAAGGUGAUUGGUCAGAAGUUCGUCUACAAGUUUGUGUCAUUUCCUGAGAUCCUGAAGAUGGACCCGGCUGCGGUGGAGAUGGGGCGGGGCUCAGAGGAGGGGGGCGGCGGCCUGUCCGAGGGGGAGGGGGGGGAGGAUGAGGGGGGGAGGGGCGUCCCCGUCGGCAGGAACGAGUACCUCCACUCAGGCCUGUACUCCUCAUUCACCGUCAGCUCCCUCCAGCACCAGGACAUGCCCCGCCCCCCCGACUUGCACCGGCCAAUCAAGGUGGAGCCCAGACACGAUCAUCUUGACGACAGCUCAACGGUUAUACGCUUCGUACCCAACCGCGGGUCUCUGCCAGUGAUGUCCCUCCCCCCAGCCUCCCCUCCGUCCUCAACAGAGGGCUACCAUUCGUUCAAACUCUCCCCUAGACCCGCCCGCUCCUCGUCAUGCUCCUCCUCCUCGCCGCCGCUUAGCCCCGCCCACACGCUGUGGAGAGGGCGGAGCCCCGUCCCAGAGACUCACGAAUUAGAGCACAGCGCUCAACCUCUCAACCUAUCGUCAGGUCACAGGGAGAGAGCCAAGGCCACUCCCACGCCAGAGAAGAGGGGCUUAGCCAAUAGCUUCCCGCCUAAAACCAGGAAGCCCAAAGGGCUGGAGAUCUCGGCCCCAUCCCUUCUCCUGACAGGAAGUGACAUCGGCUCUAUCGCCCUCAACAGCCCAGCACUGCCCUCAGGGUCUUUGACCUCUGCCUUCUUCACUGCACAGACCCCCUCUGGCCUCCUCCUCGCCCCCAGCCCCCUGCUGUCUAGCAUCCACUUCUGGAGCAGUUUGAGCCCUGUGGGCCCCCUCAGCCCUGCACGCCUGGGCGGCCACGGACCCCUCUUCCAGUUCCCAACUCUGCUGAACGGACCAAUCCCAGUCCCUCUAGCUGGUCUGGAUGGCUCCUCCCCUUUGUUCGGCUCCUCCCCUUUGCUGCUCUCUCCUGGACACCACAAGUCCUGAUUCAGAACACUCACACACACACAUCAGGACUGCCCAGAACAAGGCUACAUCAGGCCAGAUCAGGACCAGGUUGGGCCCCUCCCCCUCCUCUAUCCUCGUCACUUGUCUGUGGGAUCUGAGCCAGGGGGGUUUUGAUCCUUUCAGAGGGAAACUGACGGACGAUAGUCAAGACAACGUUGGUCUCCGUGGAGACCACGUCAAGCUAAACAGUUGUGUAAUUCUGAUUGGUCUCUCAUGUCCUUGGAGGUUUAUUGAAAUCCAGAGUGCCUCGUCCCCCCCCCUCUCCCAGAAUGCUUUGCGCAGUUUGACAGUUUUUCCUAGACACCUAGCAGACAGGGCUAGCCAGACCAAGGUUAUAAUUCUUAGUAAAGGUUUGUAAACUCUUGUAUUGUUGUUUUGGUGUAUUAGGCUGUGAACAUGGUUUGAUUGUUUUGGCUUUUUGUUGUUAUGGUUUUGUAUUGGAUUGUAUCAUACUGUAUUCUAUGCACUGUGCUUGUUUACCUUCUACCUGCUGUGCCUUUUUCAAAUGUAAGAAUUACGUAAAUUUAUUAUUCUUGUCCUUUUUAUAGACGAAAUUCCAGUUCAAAUUUGAACAAAACCUUUUUUUUGUAACAGCUUUUGUUUGUUAAUUUUUGUUUGUGUUUUUUUUUUUUUUUUUACAAAAAAAGGAAUUGAUACAAAUGUAUUAUCAUAAUGAUUUGCAGUCAAGGAAAAUAUGUUACAUUUAUGUUUUGAAUAAAAAUCAAGCAUUGAAUGCUA